Messenger RNA from Loxodonta africana (African savanna elephant), 3301 nucleotides. RefSeq names its product C-type lectin domain family 12 member A (gene CLEC12A). The record is from RefSeq and is a predicted model, not a curated record. Gene Ontology annotation, molecular function: signaling receptor regulator activity. Bases 255 to 1034 code for a protein of 259 amino acids. The transcript has 6 exons. NCBI's taxonomy places the organism in Eukaryota, Metazoa, Chordata, Mammalia, Proboscidea, Elephantidae.
AUAAGAGGAAGAAGUUUGUUCUCUCUUGCAACAUUUGCAAUAGCUCCUCUGCUCUUCUCUGAGGUUGCAGGUGGAUUACAGUUUAUUUGCAGACGUACGCACGAUUGACACAGCGGAUUUAUAAUUGGGAAUUUAAACAUCUAGACUUAAAAUAUCAGAUCCUGUUUACCAUUCAACUCUGUUAGUUCUGCCCCAUCUUUUGUUUUAUUAUUAUUAUUUUUACAGCCUGUGGCACAUUCUUUGCCUAUCCACCAAUGUCUGAAGAAGUUACUUAUGCAGAUCUAAACUUCCAGCACUCCAGUAAGACAGAAACUAUUCAGGAAUCUGACCAUUUGGAGAAAAAAGCACCUUCUGCUCCAUCCCGGGUGUGGCGUCGAACUACCUGGGCCCUGAGUCUUCUAUGCCUUCUACUGCUGAUUGGAUUGGGAAUCUUGGGAAGCAUAUUUUACAGAACCUCGAAGAUAGAAAUGAGAAAACUGAAUAAACUGCAAAAUCUCAAAGAAGAACUUGAGAGAAAUAUUUCUCUGCAACACAGAAGCAUCAUGAAUAUUUCCAUCACACUGCAAAAGAUAGCCACCGAAUUGUGUCGUGAGCUAUACAAAACCCAAAAAGAGCACAAAUGUAAACCUUGUCCAGAGAAAUGGCUGUGGCAUGAGGACACCUGUUAUGGCUUAUCUGAUGAUGCUGAAACAUGGCAAAACAGUAUAAGCAGAUGUUCUGCUUGGAAUGCCAGUCUACUGAAGAUUACGUCAGAAAGUGUUUUGGAAUUUGUAAAACUCCAGAGGUUUAAUGACGUUUGGCUGGGAUUAUCUCCGGGACAAAAGAGAUACGACUAUAUGCUCUUGAAAGACAAAAUUAACUCUUCUGACUGGUUUACAGUAAACACAGACCACUUAAAUGAUAAAUACUGUGGAUAUAAAGCCACCACAUAUGUUUAUUAUGAUGACUGUACUGCAAGAAAAACAUUCGUAUGUCAGAAACUGGCUGAUAAAGUGAAGAUUGAAAUGCUUAGUAUUCCAGAGGAAAGAGGGUAGUUAGUGCAAUUUUUUGGCUCAGCUAAUAUCCUGUAGUUGAAGGCAACUUUAGAGAGCAGGUAUAUCCUGGGAUAUACAAGAAGAAUAAAGAUGUGGUAAAACUAAAUUUCUACCUUUUCCUUAACAUUUACCUCUUCAAAUUUCUUCUUUCACUUCAUAUUCUUAAUGAAAGGAAUGAAAAUUCAUAAUUUGCAAAUGCUGAUGAGCAUAACUACAGUGUUUUCUAGUCAGAAGACAGGAACAUGAAGCUGAUUUUCCCCUUCUUUUCGUUAAAUAAGCAAGAUAAAUACCAACCUUAUAGAAAAUCAGAGAAAAUUAAAUCCAAGAACAUAUUGAUUUAUGUAUAUUUAUGAGUCAGAAUUUUCUUGACAGCAAUGGGGUUCUUUUUGAAAUAUAUAUAUAAAUUAUGUGUAUAUAAAUAUGUAUUGACCAAUUGGGGCUCACAGUAAUUCCAGGAUGAUUCAAUAUUUUGAUAGAAAGAGUGGAAGAGGAAAAAAGGAUCAUUUCUAUAAAUAUUGAAGCAUUUGAUGCAAUUCAACACUCAGUCAUCAUAAAACCUAUCAGAAAACUAGAAGCAGAAGACUUCCUUAAUCUAAUAAACUGUGUCGACCUUAAAAAAGUGAAGAUAACAAAAAGCCUAAGGCUAAGAUCAUACACCUCUUGGUAAAAUUGUCUUUGUUUUUUUUUGAGUUCUGGACAAGAUAAAGAUAGUCAUUACCAUUUCUUUUAUUUAAUAACCUCCACUGUGUAAUUUUUUUACUGUGUAAUGAAAGACCUAGUUAUUGGAAUAAGGCAAGAAAAAGAAAUAGAAAAUAUAAAAAUGUACAAAGGAGGACCAAGAACAUUUUUAUUUUUAAAUAAUUGUGUACAUUAAAAAGUCCAAUAGAAUAUAUGAAAUAUUUAAAUAAAUCCAUUUAUCAGAAUAAUGGGAUAAAAUCUCUAUAAAAGUCAGUCAUAUUUCUAUAUAUUAGCAGAUAUAAGUAAAAUUAAAAAAAAUAAUACCAUCUAAAAAAACAUUCAAAACUUAAAAUAGCACUAACUCAAAUAAAAGUGAGAUAAAGCUCUACAUGGAAAAAUUGCACACAAUCUGCAGUCAUUCCCCAGCCCAAAGUAACAUCCCUUACCCAAGGAUUUCAAUAUCUAAUGACUGGUAAGCAUGGAGGAACAAUGACUCUGCCCUUUUCCCCGACGUAGAGCCACUUUGAAAAAUAAUCCCAGCACCAGAAUUCCUCAUAAACCAAAACCAGUUGCCUUCAAGUCAAUUCCAAAUUAUGCGACCCCAACUGUCGGAAAGUGGAACUGUGAUCCACAGGGUUUUCAGAGCUAUGACCUUUCAGAAGAAGAUCACCAGGCUUUUUUUUCCAUGGCACCUCUAAAUCAAACCAACCAAACCUGUUGCCAUCAAGUCGAUAUCUACUCAUAGGGCACCUCUGGAUGGGUUCAAAUCACCAACAUUUUUGUUAGUAGUAGAGAGCUUAACUGUUUGUACCUCCUAGGAAUGCUCAGUAGAGACAGUCAAAUACUCCACUGAGAAUAUAUCAUUUUCCCUUCUGCCCAACCCUGCUGUCUUUCCUUCCCUUCCUCAGGUAGUGAGCCCAGGCACACUCCACAAUAAACCCCCCACAAGUUCAUUUCCAUCAAAAAGUUUGCUUCUAAGGGAACCAAACCUGUUACAGUGGGUGGGAAGAAUGGUCCAAGAAAGCAGACUUUAAGCAGAAAUACGGGCCAUGAAUCACCUGCUGCCCAGCUGACAAUGAGGAGGACCCCAUUACAGGUAUGAGGCACAGUUACAGACUGAUUGUGAAAAAUCCUACCAGUGGUGAACUGGGUUGAUGAACCAGUGGAAGGGAAUGCACUGUUGUUGUUUUAACUGGCAUUAAGCCAGUUUUGACUCCUAGUGACCCCAUGUGACAGAAAAGAACUUCCUCAUAGGGUUUCCUAGUCUUUAAUCUUUAUGGAAGCAGAUCUCCAUGUCUUUCCUCAUGGAGCUGCUGGAUAUGUUCAAAGCGCAAAGUGUUCAGUUAGCAGCUGAGUACUUAAUUAUUAUACCACCAAAGUAUUUGAGAAGUAUAGGAGGGAACAGAUAAAAAGUAAAAGGACAGUGGAAUUAGCAGUUGUUUCUAAGCUCAAUUAAACGCAGACUGAAAGUGAAUAAUCAGAAAAGAAGAAGAAGACAGACAGAAAGCCUUCCCCUAGAGCCAAUACCCUGAAUUUGGACUUCUAACCUACUAGACUAUGAGAAAAUAAAUUAAAAAAAAAAAAAAAAA